Nicrophorus vespilloides is the source of this 4352-nucleotide messenger RNA. It is a transcript of the gene Tollo, whose product is annotated as toll-like receptor Tollo. NCBI's taxonomy places the organism in Eukaryota, Metazoa, Arthropoda, Insecta, Coleoptera, Silphidae. The transcript has a single exon. The record is from RefSeq and is a predicted model, not a curated record. Gene Ontology annotation, molecular function: protein binding. The coding region runs from base 256 to 4044 and encodes 1262 amino acids. Gene Ontology annotation, biological process: signal transduction.
AUGAUGAUGGUAGGUAAGGUAGGUAGGUAGAUAGGUAGAGAAGGAGUGCGAGUGUCUUGAAUGGGGGGAGGUUUGGUGGAAGAGAAGAGAUGGAGGAGGAAGGGACAGGUAAGGACUGGAGCGAGUCCGUGGCCUUGUGGAUGCGGCGAGCAGUCAAACGGCGAGCGGCGAACGGAACGGUCGCGGCAUGCUAAACGCUGCUCUUAAAGUGGUCUUACAAUGGUGUAGCGGAUCAGAAGAAAGAACGGGUACGAUAUGGGCACCGCGGUGGUGUGCAUCGUCUUAUUCGCAACGAUCUUCGGCGCGCUGUCCGACUCCCAGGGCUCCAGCCUGAACAACUACGAGGGCCUGCAGGAAUGUCACUCCGUGGUGGACAGCGACAACGACAUCACCGUCGUUUGCCGGCUAAAGACAAUUAAUAGUGAAUUGGAGUUUUGGAACUUCAACAAGAUCCAUUUGAAACAAACGGUGCGGCUGAAGUUGGAGUGCAGCGAUGCUCUCUUCUUCCAGAGUAACCUGAAGGCGGGCAGCUUCAAGGACCUGGUGGAGCUGCGCGAGUUGUCCAUCGAGUACUGCAAGUUGGGCAAUCUCUCGGACGUCGCGUUCAGAGGUCUCCGGGAGCUAAGAAAUCUAACGGUCCGUACUCACAAUACCGAUUGGUCCGCGGUGAGUCUGGACAUUUCGUCGAACACCUUCGCGGAGGAGCUCCGCCAACUGGAGCGACUCGACCUCAGCGAGAACAACAUGUGGACGAUGCCCGAAGGAGUGCUGUGUCCUCUAAAAUCCCUGGAGUUCCUCAAUCUGACGCGCAACCGGUUGCGAGAGGUAUCCAGUUUCAACUUCGUAUCGUCGAGUCCGUCGGAGAGGUGCGGUGCUAGUCUUAGAUUACUCGACUUAUCUCGUAACAACAUCGACCGGCUGGCUUCGGGUCAAAUGUCCACGCUGGUUAACCUGCAGAAGCUCUACCUUCAAGAGAACGGUCUAACACAACUAGCUGAUCGUGCCCUCGAAGGGCUAGUGAACUUAAAUGUCCUGAAACUCUCUGACAAUCGCCUGGUCAGUCUCCCGCCAGAACUAUUCUCCGACACGCGGGAGAUCCGCGAACUCUACCUGCAGAACAACUCCAUCAAUGUGCUAGCUCCUGAUCUCUUCCGACCACUGGUCCAACUCUUAGUGCUGGAUCUCUCCAACAACGAACUCACAGCCGACUGGAUUAACUCCGCCACGUUUAGCGGAUUAGUGCGUUUAGUGGUCCUGGAUCUUUCCUUCAAUCGUAUCAAGAAACUCGAGCCAUCUGUGUUCCGCGAUUUGUAUAAUCUACAAUUCUUAAGACUGAACGACAACAAAAUCGACAAUUUACCCACCAACACAUUCUCCGAGCUGAGCAAUCUUCGUACGCUGUACAUAUCUAACAACAUGUUGACACGUAUAAACGCCGAUACAUUUAGCGGACUGAAAAUGCUGUUAGCGCUUUUCUUGGAUCGCAACCGGAUUUCCUUUAUCCACCACGAAGCUUUAAUGAACUGCCCGCAAUUAGAUGCACUACAUUUGAACGGAAACAUACUAUCGCGCGUGCCAGAAGUUAUCUCCAAUGUGCCAUUGCUGAAAACCCUAGAUUUGGGCGAGAACCUUAUCAACGUGAUUACCAACGACACCUUCGCAGACAUGAGCGACCUUCAGGGUCUUCGACUCACAGAAAAUUACAUCGGAAAUUUAACCAAAGGCGUUUUUGAUAAAAUGACUUCACUCAAUUUGCUAAAUCUCUCCGGUAAUAAAAUAAAGGAAGUAUCUCCAGGAACCUUCGAUACCAACGAAAACCUUCAAGUGAUCAGACUGGAUGGUAAUUAUCUAACAGACAUCACCGACUUAUUCAGCAAAUUACCGAAACUGGUAUGGUUAAAUAUAUCGGAUAAUCAGCUUCAGAAAUUCGAUUAUGCUAUGAUUCCGAGCGGACUCCAAUGGUUGGACAUACAUGCCAAUCAGAUUAAAGAAUUGGGGAAUCGAUUUCUGCUGGAAGAUCAACUUUCGCUUGAAUUAAUAGAGGCAAGUUGUAACCAAUUGACUGAGAUUAUCGGGACUUCGAUUCCGAACAGCGUACAUGAGUUAUUCCUUAGCUACAAUUUAAUUUCGAAAGUGCAAUCCUACACGUUCUUCAAGAAAACGAAUUUAACUAAAGUGGAUUUGUAUGGAAAUAAGAUUACUAAUUUGGAUCAGAAUUCGUUGAGAAUCAUGUCGGUGCCGGCUGAUAAGGAGCUGCCGAAAUUCCAUAUCGGAGGUAAUCCGUUUUCUUGUGAUUGUACGAUGGAGUGGCUGCAGAAGGCGAAUUUGAAUAAAGUGAGAACGCAACCGAUGCUGGUCGAUCUUGAAAGCAUCUAUUGCCAGCUCUUGUAUAAUAGAGGAGGAUCCUAUGUGCCGCUCGUGGAGGCUGCUCCUCAUCAGUUCUUGUGCACGUACGAGGCGCAAUGCUUAACAACCUGUCAGUGUUGCGAUUUCGACGCCUGCGACUGUAAGGUAACCUGUCCGAAGAACUGCACUUGUUACCACGAUCAGAUGUGGAGAAACGCGAAUGUCGUGGACUGCUCAUCGAGUGGAUACGUGGAGGAGCUGCCGGAAAGGAUCCCGAUGUCCGCCACUCAGCUGUACUUGGAUGGGAACGAUUUGAGAGCGCUCGUGAGCCACGCGUUCAUCGGCCGCAAAACUCUCAAAGUGCUCUUCCUGAACAACUCGAACAUAGAGAACAUACACAACCGCACGUUCAACGGAUUGCACCAUCUCGAGGUUCUGCAUCUCGAUGGAAAUCGGAUCGCAGAGUUGUACGGACACGAAUUCGAGGGUUUGGAUAGUCUGAGGGAGAUAUUCCUUCAAUACAACCGGAUCACCCAUUUGAAUGGGACUACAUUCACGGGACUGAAGCAUUUGCGAAUUCUGAAGCUGGAUCACAACAGGAUCAGUGAGUACAGUGUGUGGUAUCUUCCGAACACUUUAUCCGAGGUGACCCUGGCCUCGAACCCUUGGUCUUGCGACUGUGAGUUCACCGAGAAGUUACGUGAGUGGAUGGUACGCGGCGGUGAUGUAGUUACAGACUUGAAUAAUGUGCGUUGCGUGUACAACACAACAGACGUGGACUUCUAUAAUGAGAACAUGUACGCGGAUAACGCGGAUCUCGGGUUCUAUGUGAGCCAGCAGGAAAACAACGGAACCCUUUGCACGGGCGCAGCGAACAUGGACAACAGCAUCAACGGCAAUCUAACUAUCAUCAAGAGACACGCCUUGGAGGAUUAUCUGCCGCCGCUUGUGAUCACGCUAUCCGCGCUCGGCGUCCUCCUCGUCACCAGUCUGCUGGUCUUCAUAUUCAGACAGGAAGUGCGCGUGUGGUGUCAUUCUAAAUUCGGUGUCCGUCUGUGUCACAAGUCAGCGGACUUCGAUCGCGACGAUCGCGAUAAACUGUUCGACGCCUUCGUCAGCUACAGCUCGAAGGAUGAAGCUUGGGUGGCGGAGGUCCUGGCUCCGGCUCUCGAACCCAACUACAAACUGUGCCUUCACUACAGGGACUUCCCCGUCGGCGCAUUCCUCGCCGAUACUAUAGUCCAAGCGGUCGAAUCCUCAAAGCGCACGAUCAUGAUCCUCUCAGAGAACUUUAUCAAAUCGGAGUGGUGUCGUUUCGAGUUCAAGUCCGCGCAUCACCAGAUCCUGCGCGACCGUCGCCGCAGGCUCAUCGUCAUCCUGCUAGGAGAAGUGCCGCAGAAGGAUCUCGACCCCGACAUCAGACUCUACCUAAAGACCAACGUCUAUCUCCAGUGGGGCGACAAACUCUUCUGGGAGAAGCUCAAAUUCGCGCUUCCGGACGUUCCAACAGGACAGCGAAGGCGCGGUUCUCAAAGAGUUCCGCACGUACACCAUCACGUCCAUCGACAUGGAGCAAGGACGCAACAACCAGGAACUGGUCCAGGAGUUGGCGGAGGAGGAGGAGGCGUAGGCGGCGGAGUCACCGGAGGCGGUGGAAAUUGCACCGGAACACCGCGCACAGUCGCCAUACACAUCUAAGAAAUUGUGAUAUAUGAUAUGACUAAAAGUUUUUAAGUGUUGCGAGUGUGCAAUCUCUUCCUUCAUAAUAUUUUUGUUUACAUUCCCGUUAUUCCGUGCGCGCACCAAGUGAUAGUAUACUAAAAAAAAAGAGUGAAAGAGUGAGAAUGUUUCGAAACUCGUCGGACGAAAAAGAAGGACCCCGAGAGUAUAAGAAAGCAAAAAAAAAACAGCAUUUAAGCAGAUUAAUUAUAAUAAACAAUGUAUAUAUUAAAGGACUUGUAUAGAAGCUAAGUACUUGUAAAUCUAUUCUUCUAAUUCUAUCGAUU